Hevea brasiliensis (rubber tree) is the source of this 3207-nucleotide messenger RNA. Its product is annotated as receptor-like protein EIX2. The transcript has 2 exons. The record is from RefSeq and is a predicted model, not a curated record. Bases 1 to 3024 code for a protein of 1007 amino acids. NCBI's taxonomy places the organism in Eukaryota, Viridiplantae, Streptophyta, Magnoliopsida, Malpighiales, Euphorbiaceae. Gene Ontology annotation, molecular function: protein binding. Gene Ontology annotation, cellular component: plasma membrane.
AUGGAAGCUUUAAUGCUGGCUGCAUUGAAAGUGAGAGAGAAGCUCUUUUACAGUUCAAGCUUGGCCUUAAAGCUUCUAACCGGCUUUCUUCUUGGGAUCGUGAUGUGGAUUGCUGUGAAUGGCCUGGAGUCAUCUGUGAUAAUCUCACCAACCAUGUUCUUGAGCUCCAUCUUAGAACUCUUUCUGAGGAUGAGUAUCAUGCCUUUAAUGCCAGCGGUGACUAUGAUGAAUAUUGGGAGAGGUCCACAUUCAGAGCUUGAGCUUCUUCGCCUUUCCUAUAAUGUUGAGUUGCUAGAUGGAAUUCCAAGUGCCAUUGGAAAUUUUACCUCCCUCAACAGUCUUGACUUGACAUCCUCCAAUUUUCAAGGAGCAAUUCCAAGUGCCAUUGGAAACUUGACUUCCCUCAACAACCUCGACUUGUCAGACAACAAACUUGAAGGAGCAAUUCCAAGUGCCAUUGGAAACUUGACUUCCCUCAACAACCUCUACUUGUCAAGCAACAAACUUGAAGGAGCAAUUCCAAGUGCCAUUGGAAACUUGACUUCCCUCAACAACCUCGACUUGUCAGGCAACAAACUUGAAGGAGCAAUUCCAAGUGCCAUUGGAAACUUGACUUCCCUCAACAACCUCUACUUGUCAAGCAACAAACUUGAAGGAGCAAUUCCAAGUGCCAUUGGAAACUUGACUUCCCUCAACAACCUCGACUUGUCAGGCAACAAACUUGAAGGAGCAAUUCCAAGUGCCAUUGGAAACUUGACUUCCCUCAACAACCUCUACUUGUCAAGCAACAAACUUGAAGGAGCAAUUCCAAGUGCCAUUGGAAACUUGACUUCCCUCAACAACCUCGACUUGUCAUUCAAUGAACUUGAAGAAGCAAUUCCAAGUGCCAUUGGAAACUUGACUUCCCUCAACAACCUCGACUUGUCAUUCAAUGAACUUGAAGGAGGAAUUCCAAGUGCCAUUGGAAACUUGACUUCCCUCAACAACCUUGACUUGUCACGCAACAAACUUGAAGGAGGAAUUCCGGCAUCAUUCAAAAAUCUUUGCAAGUUGAGGUCACUCGAUUUGGUCAGCAACAAUCUAAGCCAAGAGAUAAAUGAGGUAUUUGAAAUUCUCUCGGGAUGUGUUUCAAAUGGGAUAGAGGUGUUGUCUUUAUCUAAUUGUCAAUUAUCAGGUCAUUUAAAUAAUCUUCUUGGACAAUUCAAGAAUCUGGAUUCUCUCGAUCUUUCCGAUAAUUCGAUUGCUCACCAAAUUCCGGCCACUUUGGGUGUGUUGACUUCCUUGACGUCUCUACGCCUUUCCAAUAACAAACUGAAUGGAAGUCUCCCCAUAGGUUUUGGAGCCCUUGAAAAUUUAGUAGAUGUAGAUAUUUCUUAUAAUUCAUUAGAGGGUGAAGUUUCUGAAAUUCACUUUGCAAACCUUACAAAUCUGAGAUAUUUUCAUGCCUCUCAUAACCAACUGAUUUUAAGAGUCAAUCCUCAUUGGAUUCCACCUUUUCAACUUGUUGAAAGCAUAUAUUUGAGAUCUUGGGAUGUUGGACCUCAACUUCCCAGAUGGCUCCGUUCACUAAAGCAUUUAGUCUUUCUAGACUUGUCAAACUCAAAAAUUUCAAGUACCCUUCCUGUUUGGUUCAGUGACUGGUCUUUAAGACUUUCUUAUCUUAAUUUAUCUCAUAACCAAUUGCAUGGCAAGAUUCCCUAUUUGUCCUCCAGCAAUGAUUUGUUUUCCUUCAUCGACUUGAGUUCAAAUAAAUUCAAUGGUCCAUUGCCUAAUGUCUCUUCCUAUUGGAUAGAUCUUUCCGAUAAUUUACUCUCUGGAUCAUUAUUCACCUUUCUAUGUCAUAGAACGCAUGAUCUGAUCACUGAGCUGCUUAACUUUGGAAAAAAUCAUCUAUCCGGAGAGAUACCUGAUUGUUGGAUGAAUUGGAAAUAUUUAGAAGUUUUAAAAUUAAAUGACAACUAUUUCAGUGGAAAAAUUCCUAGUUCCAUUGGGAUUUUAAGUGACCUUCAAUUCUUAAACCUUCGCAACAAUACUCUCUUUGGUGAAAUACCAUUGUCACUUGAACAUUGCGAAGCAUUGACGGUACUUGAAUUGGAUGAAAAUAGAUUGGAGGGAAAUAUUUCAACAUGGCUGGAGAAUCAAAAUUAUUCACAGAUGGUUAUUCUUAAUCUUCGUGGGAACCAAUUUCAUGGUCACGUGCCUAUAGGGCUUUGCCGCAUGACUUAUUUGCAAAUCUUGGAUCUUGCUAAUAACAACCUCAGCGGUACCAUACCAACAUGUAUCAAUAACUUCAGUGCAAUGGUAGAUGGUACAGGAAAGCAAGGUCAGAUUGUCCUUUAUUUGCAAGAGUUGGGUUUUUCUGAUAGUUCCUCAAUUAUGACAAAGGGAGAAAUGAUUGAAUAUUCCACCAAUCUUAAUUUCGUAAGGAGUAUGGACCUCUCAAAUAAUAAAUUAUCAGGAGAUAUUCCUGAAGAAAUAACAAGGCUUGAAGCAUUGCAUUCAUUAAAUUUGUCACAUAAUCUUUUGAGUGGAAGAAUUCCAGAAGAAAUAGGAAAUAUGAAAGAAUUAGAAUCUCUUGAUUUUUCUCAAAAUCAUCUGUUUGGAGAAAUUCCUCCAAGUAUGUCAAGCUUGACAUUUUUGAGUAAAUUGAAUUUAUCCAACAACAAGUUAUCAGGAAUAAUACCUUCAGGCACUCAAUUGCAAGGCUUUGAUCCAUCUACUUUCAGCGGCAACAAACUUUGUGGCCUUCCACUCAUCAAGAACUGCAAUGUUGAUGGUGAUAUGCCUCCUAUUGGGAUAGAAAGAGGAGAAGAUGACAAAGGGUCUAAAUCAUUUGCUUGGUUCUAUUUCUAUGUGAGCAUUGCACCAGGAUUUGUGGUAGGAUUUUGGGCAGUGAUGGGUCCUUUAGUGUUUAAUAGAAGAUGGAGGCAUUUAUAUUUCAAUUUCCUAGAUAAUUUGUGGGACAAAUUUAUGGUGUGGUAUUAUGUAAAUGUUGCUAGAUUUGUGAAAGGUCAUGGUUUAUAGAGUUUUGUCUAAAACAAAUAUAUGUGGGGAUGGGCUAUGCACGUCUACAUAAUUAGGUAUGAGUUUAGCUUUAUGUUUGUUGUGACGAUGUUUUUGUAUGGUUGUGGAAUUACUUUGUAAUUUUGAAUUGAGUUUAAUAAAAAAUGAAAAGUCCCACUGUUGUGAGGGCUUUGUGUGUGGUUU